AUGCAUUCAAAAGGGCAGAAAAGUGAGUCUGAACCAACAAUCACAAACGAAAAUGAAGCGUUGGCGUCUCCAACACUGGAGAUGGGAUCCCUCAAGACGUGCGAUCACCGUAACAUAAUGCCCCUCCAUUCCAAACAGAGAGUGCCAAUUUUCCGACUAAAACAAAUGAUACCUAUUCAGGAAAACGUUAUUUACGGACCACAUAUCAUCCCGGAGGAUAGUGAUGACAAAGCCGAGAGCGACAUCACGGUCCCUGUACGAGCACUCUCUCCUUGCGACUGUACGCGACGUUCGCUGAGAGUACGAAGUACUAAUCCGUCAUUUGUUGAUGGAUGUGAGGAUGAAUUGGAUGAAUGCCUACUUAAUUUAGGAGGCGUGAGAAAAUGCCAAAAGAAUAAGAGGCUCAAGUGUGCCUACAAAAACCAGUUCACGUGUAGAAAAACAAAACAUGUUCGGAAACGUAUUCGUUCGACAGCUAUUCAAGUAGGUCUGGAGAAAAAUUCCAAAUUGUCAGUGUCGGAGGGACGGAGUGUUAUUCGUACGAAUGGAAUGCAAGAUAACUCUAUUUUCCUUAAAGUGAGACGUAAAUAUUCGCGUUCUGGAUCUUCCACCGCAACGCACAGAUCGCCAUCCCCCACAGUAAAGCAAUUAACAGACCGUUUCCACGGUUUUUCACGUGAGAUCGUCAUUGUGAGGACUGAUGAUGAGGAGAUACCUUCUGAGCAAACCCACAGAGGAAAAAGCGAAACGACUGCGAGUAUACAACUUAUGCCACUCGUAUGUUCUGAAAACGCAUCUUGUGUUGCACCUCACCGGAAGGAUGACUCAGCGUUGUCUGUUCGUCGUGUUGGUGUCAGUGCAACGGGUCUGCCGUCUAACCUUUUACCUCAAGAGCACCCAAUUGUUUGUGAUCGAUCCCAAAUUCAGGCCUCUAUGGGUCGGAUGUUUGAGAGGUCAGAACCGAAAAUCUCCAAGUUCUCUCGACAGUCAUCUGAGCACCUUUCUGCCUCGUUUGAUGGUGAUUCAAUCUAUCACCUAUUAAAGAUGCACCCCGUAGAGACUGAUCGACCUGCUUUCGAUAAUACACGGAAAACCUUCAAAAAAGCGCUGCUGGGUUACGAAGACAGUGGGGGUGAAAACAAACACGAGCCAGUUUUUGAUUCUACUGUGCUGUUACCUACAACUACUUGCGCAUCGACCCACCCGUCAAAUCAGAAUUUGGACAGCAGCCUUCUGCGUCACCGUCGUCUUCUGGAGCAGUUGAGGACAGAUCCGCAAACAAUCCAAGGACUCAGACAUGAAGUUGAAAGGAUUCUAAAUGAACACUUGGUCGAAAGAAAUAUAAACAUUGAUCAAACACGCCUAUCAACAUCUAAAUUCAACGAAUACUUAGGUGCAUUAAACCGAGAUCGUGUACAUUUGUGCCGCAAACACCUAAACUUUAUGAAAACUCGAGAAGCAUUAGCACAGCAUGUUGACAGACUGGCACGUGCAGCUCUCAGUGGAAGAUCGGGUGACAGAAUGGCCAGUUCCAUAUUCUGUGCGGGAUCACAGCAAAGUGUGAAAGGUCGGUCGUUAAGUCGAUCACGUCUUCCUCCAUCAGGUGUUUACAGCCUGGGCUGCGUGCACCAAUCCAGUGUCCCCCAUUCAACGCAACAACACACAAAUAUUCAUUCAAGGGUCGGUCAGUCACUGCCGACUCUCACAGGUCCAGAGCAAGAGGUCCAGCAUUUUGGAAUCUCACCCUUCCGAUCGACUGGCUCAAUCGGGCUAACCCAACACCGUCCUCAAACGCGACGUUAUGAUCCACAGAUUGAUACAAGCUCUGAUACAAGAGCUGACCAUCAGUCACUUAGUUCACGAGGUUCCUCUGACCGCCCCGGGCGGAGCAGUAGACAUUCUCGAUUCGCGGCCACUGCUCAACAUUCAGCGUCACAUCAUCACUCUGGGGGUUCUACAAGCACAUUUUCACCCCGUACAAGUCUAGCAACUUAUUUUAGUCAUGAUAGACGUGUCGUCACUUUUGGUCCGGGACGUUCGGAUGGAAAAAACAUUACUGACACCAGCAAUGAUAAUUGGAAUUCAAGCAAGGAGGACCUUCAAAAUCCAGUCGGUAGAGUGGAAAGAAAAUUACCCAUACCGGACGAAAGAACCAAGGGCAUCGGAGAUAACAAUGAGCAUGAUAAUGAUAUACGAGUUAUCUCACAAUCUCGUCCUUGGCAGAGCAACACAAAUGCUCACUUCACGGUUCCGUCUGCUGGCGGGAGUACACCGGGCAAGAUGAAGAAGAUGUGUUCAGUGUGUCUUCAAUCAAUGGCAAUGGAAACGACCAAAAUAGUUUGGAAUUCAACCAUGAAACGCCUCACAAGCAAGAUGCUGAUUUAUUUGGCGCCUGUUGUUCGAUCGAUCAAAGCGUUAUUGAAGCACACGCGCAGUCAGCUGCCUUGGGACCUAGACCUACAACAAGAUUCGGAUCUACUGAUCGACAGGCACCUUAAUUCUUCAUUUCGGAGUUUGAACUACAUCGGCCUGUGUGAUGCAAAUUCACCGAGCAAGUUUUCCGAAAGCCAAAUUCCACCUUUGGAGAGAUUCAAUGCAAAAUGAGCUCUCCACGAGAAUACUUCGGACGCUUAACUUGACAAAAACACUUGCACGGCAUGUUCCCAACUUUCGUUAUUGUACAUUGGCAUCCAUCUUUCGCACCAUUAGUUUUUGGGACCAGAUACGCUUUUUUGGCGUUUAUUUUUUAGUGUUAGCCAGAUUGAUUAUUGUGCCGAGACUCCACUCUCACAUGGUAUGGUACUGAUAACCAACACUGGUUGUGAUGCAGUUUUUACAUAGUUCGUACAUAAAAAACCCGUUGUUGUAUGAUUUGCACUCAAUUUGCAAUGAGAGCCCUAAGGUU
Messenger RNA from Opisthorchis viverrini, 2905 nucleotides. RefSeq lists its product as hypothetical. Bases 1 to 2604 code for a protein of 867 amino acids. NCBI's taxonomy places the organism in Eukaryota, Metazoa, Platyhelminthes, Trematoda, Opisthorchiida, Opisthorchiidae. The transcript has 7 exons. The record is from RefSeq and is a predicted model, not a curated record.